Molecule: messenger RNA, 3230 nt
Organism: Caenorhabditis angaria
Lineage: Eukaryota; Metazoa; Nematoda; Chromadorea; Rhabditida; Rhabditidae
Source: the annotation of a GenBank genome assembly
AUGUCUAGAAAUGGCGUUGGGUUUUGGUGAGUUUUUAUUUUUAUUAUUUUUUUUUAGUUUUAAAAAUUCAAUAAUUUUUCAGGCUCCUUGGAUUGUGCAAUAAUUUCGCUUAUGUAAUUAUGCUCAGCGCGGCGAAAGAUAUUCUAGAUCCGGAAAGUCAUCAGGAGAAAAGUUGUAGGGUGAGAGAGAGAAGAUUUUGGAGCGUUGCUCAUUUUAGUCAUCAGUUUUGACCUAAAAAUCGAUUUUUAUGGAAAUUUUGAGCGUUGCUCAUGUUAGUGUGAAGUUUUCAAAUUUUUUAAAAAUAAAAUUUUACGAUUUAUAGGUCAUCCUGAUCAUUUUGAUACUAAAUAUGGCCUAGAAAUCCAAUUUAUACAGAAUAUGGCCUAGAAAAUUUAAUUCCACGAUUUCUAGGCCAUCCUCAUCAUUGAGAUACUGAAUAUGGCCUAGAAAUUAAAAUUCCACGAUUUCUAGGCCAUCAUGAGACAAUUUUGGAGCAUUGCUCAUGAUAGCUUCAAAAUUCAUGAAAAAAUGUUGAGCAUUGCUCAUAUUAGACUACAAAAAUCGAUUUUUCAUCUCAGAAAUUUUUAGAAAAAAGAAAAAUUCUGAAAGUUUUUCUAAAAUUCUGAUUUUCUGUUAAAUUCUGAAGAAAAAUCCAAGAAAUUCCGGAGAAACCUGAGAAUUUUCCCUACAGUAACCCUAACAAUUUUCAGCCUCAAAUUUCAUCGCGUGAUUGUCAAUUUAUAUCAACUGGAAGUGUUUUAUUGGCUGAUAUUAUUCCGGCUUUAAUUAUCAAAUUAACCGCGCCAAUUUAUGUGCAUAAAAUACCUUUUGGGUGGGUUUCAAACUAUUUUUCAAAGAGGAAAACAGCAUGUGCGCUCUAUCGCACACCCUGUGCCUAAAAUAGUCUGAAAAUAAUGAUUUUUGGGCUCAAAAUGCUCGGGGAAUCUGGAUAAGCCUGAAUCUUGAUCUCUAGGCCUGAAAUAACUCAAAAAUCUCAGAACAAUGCAUUUUUCUAGAAUUCGCCACUUCAUUGUUGUUCUCCUUCAAGCUGCCAGUUUUUUAUUGGUCUCAACGAGUCAGAGUACGGUAGUCGCAUUGUUUGGUGUGAUUUUGGCGAGUUUUGGAAGUGGACUUGGUGAGAUUUCAUAUCUUGCAUUGAGUGCAAAUUAUGAAAGGUGAAUUUUUUAUUUUGAUAUUUGAAAUUGAAAAUUUUCAAAGUUUAAUAAAAAAUUUGGAAAAUCCGAAAAAUUUGGGUUCUUUUUAAUAUUAGUUAAAAGCAUUGCUCAUGUUAGCUUCAAAAUAAAUGCUUUUUCUUAAGAAUUGCUCAUUUUUGUCAUAAUUUAGACCUGAAAAAUGAAAAAAAAAAUUUAAUAAUAAUUUUGAAGCAUUGCUCAUGUUAGUGUGAAGUUUUCGAAUUUUUUAACCGAAAAAUUGGAUGCUCUUGUGAAUUUCGAAACAUUGCUCAUAUUAGACUAAAAAAAUCGAUUUUCAAUGAUAAAUUUGCAGCAUUGCUCAUGUUAGUGUGAAGUUUUCAAAACUUUUUACCUAAAAAUUAGAUGCUCUUGUGAAUUUCGAAACAUUGCUCAUAUUAGACUACAAAAAUCGAUUUUCAAUGAUAAUUUUAGAGCAUUGCUCAUAUUAGACUACAAAAAAUAUCAUUUUCAAUGAUAAUUUUGAAGCGUUGCUCAUGUUAGUGUGAAGUUUUCGAAUUUUUUCACCGAAAAAUUAGAUUUUCUUGUGAAUUUUAAAGCAUUGCUCAUGUUAGUUAGAAUCCAUAUUUUUCCAGCAACUCAGUAUCCUAUUGGUCAUCUGGAACUGGCGGAGCUGGCCUAAUCGGAGCAUUCUCCUACGCCUUCCUCACCGAUCGUCAAUUUCUCGCAUUCUCUCCAAAAUCCGCAAUCCUCCUCAUGUUCUUCACAAUUCCGCCCGUAUUUUCGAUAACCUAUUGGGGUGUUUUGAGAAUUCCACACACUGUGCAAAGAGUUCGAUUUUGUGAGCCGCGAACUUGGUGGAUUUGGGAGGAGAAUGAGAGGGAAAAUGAAAGCCUUUUGGAGGAAGAAAAUGAAAAUGAAGAAGAAGAAGUGGAAGUUAGCCAAACUCCAUUCAGAAAACAGGAAUUAUUUGUGAAAUUCAUGCUUCCACUGAUUCUUGUCUAUUUUGCCGAAUAUUUUAUUAAUCAAGGAUUGGUGGGAAAAUAUUUUGCGACUUAAAAAAAACAAUUUUUUGUUUUUCAGCUCGAACUUUUCGAAUUCGAUUGUGCUCAUGGCUUCGAAUUAUCCGCGGAUGCUCAAUAUCGAUGGUAUCAAGUAACAUAUCAGAUCGGAGUGUUUAUAUCGAGAUCAUCCAGUGAUUUGAUAACAGUUUCGCCAUUUAUUUUGGCAUUUUUACAGGUUAGGAACUUUUCCAGCAAAAAUUUUUGAUGGGGAAAAAUUUGUUUGAAAGAAAAAUAUCGAUUUUCAAUGAUAAUUUUGGAGCAUUGCUCAUAUUAGACUACAAAAAUCGCUUUUCAAUGAUAAUUUUAAAGCAUUGCUCAUGUUAGCUUCAAAUUUCACAGAAUUUUCAAGCAAAAAUUGCAUUUUAAUAAUAAUUUUGGAGUAUUGCUCAUAUUAGACUACAAAAAUCGCUUUUCAAUGAUAAUUUUGAAGCAUUGCUCAGGUUAGUGUGAAGUUUUCGAAAUUUUUUACCGAAAAAUUAGAUUUUCUUGUGAAUUUUAAAGCAUUGCUCAUAUUAGCUUCAAAUUUUAUAGAAGUUUCAAGCCCUUUUAGUGAUAAUUUUGAAGGAUUGCUCAUAUUAGCCUAAACCUGAAAAGUUUUCAAUUUUUUUUAGAAAUACCCCCCAAUUUUUGGGCGAUAUUUUUUCAGCUAAAAAUCUAGAAUUUUUUUCAGCCAAAAAUCUAGAAUUUUCCAGGUCUCAAACGCAAUAUUUUUCACAAUUUGUGCCAUUUCAAUGCUCAUUCUUCCACAUAUAUCAAUUCUUUUCGGAUUAGUCCUUUUUGAAGGAUUGUUAGGUGGAGCUGCAUAUAUUUGCAUAUUUAGAAAUGUACAUAAACAGGUUAGUGGACCUUUUUUCUUUUUUGAAUUUAAAUUUAAAAAAAAUUCCAAUUGCAGAUUCCUUCAACAUAUCGUGAAUGGUCAAUGGGUUUUGUUUCGAUAUCUGAUACGAUUGGAAUUAUGCUGGCUGGAUUUACAGCAAUACCAGCGCACAAUCAGAUAUGUCGCUUGAAAAUUUGA